Dermatophagoides pteronyssinus (European house dust mite) is the source of this 1843-nucleotide messenger RNA. It is a transcript of the gene Serinc, whose product is annotated as serine incorporator TMS1. NCBI's taxonomy places the organism in Eukaryota, Metazoa, Arthropoda, Arachnida, Sarcoptiformes, Pyroglyphidae. Gene Ontology annotation, cellular component: membrane. The record is from RefSeq and is a predicted model, not a curated record.
AUUAUUGAGUUUCUUUGUUUACUUCGAAUAAACUGCGUUGUUUGAUGAUUCUAAUUUCUUCAUCAUUUUUUUGAUUUUUAUUCUAUUUUGGUUGAUUUUCGUUUGUAAUUUUUUUUGUUCUUCAAAUUUUUGAUUUUGAUUUCACUAAUUGAAUUCGAUUAAAAUGGGUGCUCUAUUGAGCGUUUGUGGAAUGGGCCAGUUGGCCUGUUGUGCUGCAUCAACAGCAUGUAGCUGUCUUAAUUGUAUAACACCGGCUAUUGGUGCAAGAAUUAUGUAUUCAUUUAUGUUAUUGUUGGUAACAAUAACCGGUUGGAUUAUGACACAACCGAAUGUAUCAAAUUGGUUAGAAUCUAAAGUACCGUUUUGUUGGACAAAAACACCAUUGGUGGGUGAUACUUUGGAUUCAUUAAAAGAAGCAGCAAAUUUGUUCAUCGGUCGAGAAACUAGUACUGUUGCACCAAAAGAAAAUAUUUGUAAAGAAGUGACUGGAUAUUUGGCCGUAUAUCGUUUAAUGUUUGCUACAUUUAUGUUUUUUGUCAUAUUCGGUUUAUUAAUGAUUCGUGUACGACGUUCAAGCGAUCCAAGAGUUGCAUGGCAUCGAGGAUUUUGGCCAAUAAAAUUUAUUAUUUUGAUUGCCGGAAUUGUUGGUACAUUCUAUAUUCCAGGCGAUAGUUCAUUUGGAAUGGUUUGGAAAAAUUUUGGCUUUAUCGGAUCAUUUCUUUAUCUAUUGAUUCAAGUAUGUUUUCUUAUAUUGUUUGCUGAUGAAGUGGCCGAUGAAUUAGUAUCACGUAUGGAAGAUUCCGAUAGCCGUGGACCAUUAUGUUUACUUGUGACAAUAAGUUUAGCUAAUUAUAUAUUAUCGGCUAUUGGUAUUAUUCUAUUCUAUGUCUAUUAUGGUGGUAGCGGCUGUAGUUUGCAUAAAUUUUUAAUCUCAAUCAAUAUGAUUAUGAUUGUUAGUCUAUCAUUGGUAUCUAUUUUACCUAGCGUUCAAGAAUAUAAUCCAAAAUCUGGUUUAUUACAAGCAUCAACAUUAGCAUUAUAUUUAACAUAUAUGACAUGGUCAGCAUUAAAUUCAUCACCACAACAGGAAUGUAAACCAACAUUUUGGACAGCAACCAAUGGUUCAAUGGAUGGACAAUCAUUUAUUUCAUUAUUAAUAUGUUUUGUUUGUGUCAUAUAUUCAAGUAUUCGUUUGACAACUAAAUCUGGUAUGGAACGUAUUACUGGUGUUUCAAAUGAUGAUCAUGAAACUGGUGGAAAUGCUUCUGUAUCUUCAACAACACGAUUGACUGGUGAUGAUUCAAGAGAAGAAGAUCGGGAUAAUUAUUCCAGUUGGCCAGCAUUUUAUUGGAUAUUGGCAUUAGGUACUCUUUACCUAAUGAUGACCAUUACAAAUUGGUUUACACCACAAGAAUCAUAUAAACAUUUUGGUGAAAGUAGCAGUUCAUUAUGGAUCAAAAUGAUAUCAUCAUGGUUUUCUGGUCUAAUCUAUUUGUGGGCAUUGAUUGCACCUGUUGUAUUGCAUGAAUAUCGUGAUUUUUCAUAAGAAAAGAAAAAACAUAGAAUUUAAUGAAUAUUUCAUUCAAUUGAACUAGUCGUUAAUGGUUCAUCAUCACAUUCACCAUACAUGGACAAUUAAUAUUAACCAUUUGGAAUUAUCAAAUGAAUACUUUAGAAUUCAUCAUCAACAUAUUUUUAUUUUCAUUCAUACAAUAUCCAAAUCCAUGUGACCUCGUAUGGAAUAAAUAAUACAAACUAUUAUUUUUGUUUCUCUGUUGUUUAAAAGAAAUUACAAUCAAUAAAUAUGCACCGAUCAAUCAUCGAUUGUAAUUGAUUGAUUGAU